Messenger RNA from Phascolarctos cinereus (koala), 1723 nucleotides. Its product is annotated as class I histocompatibility antigen, F10 alpha chain-like. Gene Ontology annotation, cellular component: external side of plasma membrane. Gene Ontology annotation, biological process: immune response. The record is from RefSeq and is a predicted model, not a curated record. NCBI's taxonomy places the organism in Eukaryota, Metazoa, Chordata, Mammalia, Diprotodontia, Phascolarctidae.
ACCAAUCCAUGCCUGGGUGGGGAUAGAAGUAGGGGGCCAUGAUAUGUACAUAGGAGGCCUCAGUUCCCAUUUAGGCAGUGUCUGGGACACAGAAUAUAGGGCCUAAAUCUUCAUGGAGUAUCAGAGGAGGUCGAGAUGGCUCUCUUCAGCCUGGCUUCUUAUUCUUGGGGCAUUUACUUUGAGAGACACCCAGGCAGUACACCACAAGCAUGUGGCUCAGUUCACUGUAGUGGGCUCGGCCCACUCUCUCUUGGAACUAAGGGAAAUCAGCUUCAUGGAUGAUAUUCAAGUGGCAUCCUACAACAAUAUAGACCAGCAAAUUACUAUCAAGAUACCCUGGCUCUCUAUAGCAUUGGGAGUCGAUUCCCUCACCGAGAUACAGAAUUUAUUCAUGUUCCACGAGCAAGAUAUCAACUGGAUCUUCCAAUACUUUCCAAAGAAUGACACUUACGACAACAGAAACUACACAGGGCAGCUCCUUGCAGACUGUGAAAUAGACAAUGACAUCAAGGUGAAGAGCCUUGUCCAUUUAAUUUGGGAAGGAGAAGAAUAUUACAGGAUAGAUGAAGAAGUUGGGUACUGGGAGAAUGUAAAGCCUGAAUUCAAGAAAUAUGAGUUCAUUCUAGAGAGUCCCUUCUGGACUGAUCUAAGGAAACGCUACAUGAAUUAUUAUUGUGUUGACCUGCUGAGGAAAAUCGCUGGGUUCUCAAGCUUAAGGGAUAAUGUGCCCCCUGAGGUGACCGUAUCUCGCCGUGUCAACCGAGAAGGCAGCAUCAUUCUCUCCUGCACAGCCACAGGCUUCUACCCUCGCUCCAUUCUACUGCAUUGGGAAAAGGAUGGGAAGCUUGGUGUAUGGGGAAAGGAGACUUCCACUGGCACCCUGCCCAAUGCAGAUUCCACUUUCUACCUCCGAGUUACCUUAGAGCUCCCACCAGAAGACUCAGGGAUGGGUUACACUUGUGUGGUAGAACAUAUUGAGCUGAAGACCCCUGCUGUGUAUCCAGUCCCUGAAAAGCCCACAAGGGAGAAGCCUUGGGUCCUGACACUGGGCAUUGUGUUGGCUGUCAUUCUUCUGCUGAGCUGUGCUGGGGCCUUCAUAGCAAGGAAGAAGAGGCAGUCAGGUUUGCAUGUUUUCCUUUUGUGAGGUUGUCCUCCUUCACUGAUGUCCUCUGCUGAUGCCUCAUCAUAGCACUGGUGAGCAAGGCUUCUGCAAGCUCUUCCUGUGGAGCACAAGCCCUGGAGGGUCCUACCUAGGUCAAGAAGCUCCAUUUGUGGGAGCAGAUGACUAUUGUCCCAACACCAGUCUCUCUGAAUUCAUAAAGAUUCAGGAAGAAGUGUCCACUGGAAUAAGCAAAUUUUUACCCGAGGCAAUGGUGAAGAUUAACUAUUCAUUCAUAGAGAACUUAUUGUUUGUGUCGGGGAAGUAAGCACCCACCCACCCAAGCAAAUCUCAAGCCCUUCAAUUAUGGAAGAAUAGUUGUAAUCAGUGUCCUCUGCUGUGCUUUCUUUGAGUCCCCUUUUGCAAACUGUUCACCUAGGGUUUUUCAGUUGUGCUGGGGCAUCGCACUCAAAUAUUCUUAUAUGUUCCUCAUAAAUUUUGUAUGUUAGGAUUUAUCUUUAAUAUUUGAUUCACAUUUUCCAAAUCUGACCUUGAUAAUUAUUUGUCGUUUUGAAAAAGUUGGCAAUUUUAUGCAAUAAACUCACCAGCCUUCCUCUGCUCUUA